AUGGGAUACUCGGGACCAGGAUGCGGAAUCCUGAGCCUGCAGGCUUAUGGGGUUUCAGGUAACCUGCUGUGGAAGGUGGAGCAGAAGAGCAUGACGGCCUUCGCCUGCGCCAAAGUGUCCGUCAAGGGAAAACGCCACUGGUACAAAGCCGGAGAGCACACCGGCUUCGUCGCCCUUAGCGACGACUCGGCCUGGAUCAUCAGGACCAACGGAGACCUCUAUCUGCAAACGGGUCUGAGCGUGGAGCGCCCGUGCGCCCGCUCGGUGAAGGUGGAGUCCCCCUGCGUGUUCAGCCAGGUGUGCGUGAGGGCCGGCGUGGUCUGGGCCCUGAGCGAGCACAAGGCCCUGUUCUACCGGGAGGGCCUGAGCAGCUUCUGCAGCGAGGGCGACGGCUGGAAAUACGACACCGUCAGCGAGGCCCAGGGCCUGGAGCUGAUAUGCGUGGCUCUGGGGGAUGGCGGGACGGCCUGGGCUCUGGACACCAGCGGCAGCCUGUGGUUUCGGACGGGCCUCUGCGCCUCCAGACCGCAGGGCGAGGAUGACCACUGGUGGCAGAUCAGCAUCUCGGACUACGUGGUGUUCGACCAGGGCAGCCUGUUCCAGACCCUGCUGCAGGCCACGCAGAGCGUCGCCACGGUGACCAGGGCCCCCGUGGAGCGCGUGGUGGCCUUCCUGUCCCAGUACUCCCAGUGCCAGCCCAGCCUGGUCAGCGCCAACGCCGGCGGGGUGUGGGUGGCCUCGGGCAGGAACCAGCUGCACCUGGCCCGUGGAAGCCUAGUGGGAACCUUCUGGCAGAAUGUUGUUCCCAGAGGGACGGUGUCAGCCACCAGGUGGACCUUCAUCACGUCCUCGUCCGUGCCUCACAGAGAAGCCGAGGUGGAGUUGUCCCACCUGUCGGCCUGCCGCGAUGCUCUGUGGGGUCUGGACAGCCAUGGCCGGGUCAGCAUUCGGACGCUGUCUCCGUCCUGUCCCUCCGGUCUGCACUGGACCCCCCUGGACCUCAGCCAGCUUGGAAACGUCCGUCUGGUCAGCGUGAGCUGCGGCAGUCAGAACGUCUGGGCGGUGGACAGCCGGGGGGUGGUCUACUUUAGGCUGGUCAGUAUCCAGACGAGUCCAAACGACCGGCUCCUCUGGGCUCUGGACAACAGGGGCUGCGUCUUUGUCCGGACCGGUCUCAGCGACGAAAUGCCCGUCGGGACUGGCUGGGAACUGGUUCCCGGGCUAGCGGUCAGCCAGCUGGUCCUCAGCUGCCGGACCGCCUGGGUUCGCUGUGUGAACGGAGAACUGGCCAGACGUUACGGCAUCUCUGAGAGAAACCCGGCUGGAGAUUACUGGAAGAAGAUCCCGGGAAACGCCAACUGGUUCACAGUUACCCCGGAGGACGAGUUGUGGGCAGUGACCCUCGUCGGUGGACUGUCCCGCCGCUUGACCAAGCUCCUCCCCCAGACUCCCAGCAGGCCCCGCUCCUCCAGCCCCGCCCUCGGAGGGGACGAUAUCGACGAGGAGUGGGAGCUGAUCUGA
This is a messenger RNA of Menidia menidia (Atlantic silverside), 1521 nucleotides long. The record is from the annotation of a GenBank genome assembly. Lineage: Eukaryota; Metazoa; Chordata; Actinopteri; Atheriniformes; Atherinopsidae.